GUCCCAGUCAGUGAGCGAGGCGGAGGGAGCGCACCCAGCGCAGGCUCAAUGACACAGCGGGCAGCCUGCAGCAGCAAGCCCCGAGCCCCGGCCGGACCCUGACGGACAGUCCGAGGAGCCGGGCCCCGCACCAGGAGCACUCGCCUGCAGCGGACGGGCGGAUGGAGAGGGCCACGGGGAGCGCACGGCCUGGCAAAGCCACAGAGCUGCAGCAGAGCCAGGUGUGACAGAGAUCAAAAAUGAGUAGCCUCGGGGACAGCUCCACCGACCCUGCGAGCCAGGAGCGCAAGAGGAAAGCCCCGCCAUGUGACGUCCUCCAGAACACCGAGAAGCGCAGGCGGGAGCAGGAGAACAAAUACCUGGAGGAGCUCGCCGAGCUGCUGUCGGCCAACAUCGCGGACAUCGACAGCCUGAGCGUGAAGCCGGACAAAUGCAAGAUCCUCAUCAAGAGGAUGGACCAGAUCCAGCAGCUGAGGAAGAAGCAGCAGGAGAAGGCUCCCGGAGCGGACGACGACGUUCAGAAGUCGGACAUCUCGUCCAGCAGCGGGGGAGUCAUCGAGAAGGAGUCGCUCGGCCCGCUGCUUCUGGAGGCUCUCGAUGGAUUCUUCUUCGUCGUCAACCAAGAGGGCCGCAUCGUCUUCGUGUCGGAGAACGUCACCAACUACCUGGGGUACAAGCAGGAGGAGCUCAUGAAGGACAGCAUCUACAGCAUCCUACACGUGGGAGACCACGAGGAGUUCGUCAAGAACCUGCUGCCCAAAUCUCUCGUUAAUGGGGGUCCCUGGACCCAGGAAGCCAACCAGCGGAACAGCCAUACGUUAAACUGCAGAAUGCUGAUCCGGCCCCCAGACGACGCGGGGGCCGAGAACCAAGAGGCGCGCCAGCGGUACGAAGUGAUGCAGUGCUUCACCGUGUCGCAGCCCAAAUCCUUCAAAGAGGAAGGAGAAGAUUUCCAGUCCUGUCUGAUAUGCAUUGCCCGGAGAUUACCUCGAACCGCACCUAUACCCUCAAUAGAGUCAUUCAUGACGAAACAAGAUGCUACAGGAAAAAUCAUCUCCAUCGACACCAGUUCCCUGAGAGCGUCGGGCAGCUCCGGCUGGGAGGACCUCGUCAGAAAAUGUAUAUACGCUUUUUUCCAAGCUCAGGGCACAGAGCCAUCUUACGCCAAACAGCUUUUUCAAGAAGUGAUGACGCGAGGAACCGCAUGCAGCCCAUCCUACAAGUUCACCCUGAGCGACGGGACCGAGCUUCGUGCCCACACCAAGUGCAAGCUUUGCUACCCUCAAAGCCCGGACAUGCAGCCCUUCGUCAUGGGAAUUCACAUCAUCGAAAGGGAUCAGGGCUCUCACUGUCCUCAAGAAAACACUAACUCAGGAAUGUCGCUGCCACGACUAAGCCCCUCCGUCAACUCCACCAUGACCCCUCCUCAAGGGCCGCCCUUCUCUUCCUCCCCGUCCGGCGGCAACAUGCUGACCUCCUCGUUAAACCAGCAGCCAGUCUCUGGCCUCCAUAACAUCAGCAGCUCCAACACCAGCCAAGCAAACUAUGGGUGUUCUCCUGGAAGUCAGAUCGGAACCAAUGUUGCCUUAAAUCCGGGGCAGGCUGGUCCCCAAAACAGUAACAAUCCUAACCUCAACAACUCCCCCAUGAGCAGCCCCGGGAUCAGUCCCCCUCACUUCAUGUCCCCUAGGCCACGGGGAAGCCCGGGAUUGCUUUCGCGUUCCAGAGUUUCAGGUAAUCCCUUUUCUCCGCCGAUGCCCACCAUACACUCCCCGGUGGGCAUUUCAAGCAGCGGCUGCACCACCAACAACAACAACAGGUCCUUUCCGAAUUUACCCCUCAACUCCAUGCCGAUUUUGAGCGACGGACCGGCGACCUCCGUGGGGUUUUCUGCCCAGUCUCCGGGUUUGACGGGCAGUCCGUGCGGGAACAACAACGGCAGGCUGUUUUCAGGCAACCCGAUGAACGCCGUCCAGGGAGUUGGUGAGGGAUCCGCCGCCCCGCUGGGGUACCACACGGCUUCUCCCGUCCUGCGGCAGAUGAGUUCGCAGAAUUCUCCCGGACGUCUUAACAUGCAGCCCAUAAAAAUGGAGCCCAAUGACAGGGUGACGGAGGGGGAAACCAAAAAUCCCCUGUCCUCUUCUAGUAACAAACUGGUACAGCUCCUGGCCACCACGGCCGAGCAGCAGUUACGGGACGUGGACACGAGUUGUCGAGACCCCCUAACCUGUCCUGUCGUGUCUAACUCCGGCUGCGGAAAUCCCACCGGCGGAACCUGCCCCUCAUCUCACAGUUCCCUGACGGAGCGACACAAGAUUUUACACCGGCUCCUCCAGGAAGGAAGCCCCUCCGACAUCAGCACCCUGUCUUUGGAACACGACAAAAAAAGUGCGGGGUCCGGCAGCGCCCAGCCUCCGGGGUCCGCGGCGGAGGUCAAAGCGGAGCCUUUCGGCGAUAAGAAGAAGGACUCCAAAGAUCAUCAGCUCCUGCGCCACUUGCUAGACAAGGACGAGAAGGAAGGGAGAGCGGCGCCUGGUCUGAGCCUGGAGGACGUCAAAGUAAAAGUGGAGAAAACGGAGCAGGCGGAUCAGUGCGGCUCGGCUCCCGGCGGAUCGGCUCCCGGCGGCUUGGCCAAGCAAGACGAAAUCAAGCUGGAGCCGCAGAACCAGUUUACAGAUAACUUUGACCAGCUUGACCAGUUGCUGCCCGCGCUGGAGAAGGCCGCCCAGCUGCCCGGCUUCGGGGUAUCAGACAGGGCAGACAGCGGCACCCCGAUGAAGACCGAAAUAUUACCCCCGCCGCUGCAGACCGGCACCGUGGCCAGGACACCGGCUGGCCUCAGCAGUUUUAAUGGCGCCGCUCGCUCCCCGUUUGGGUUCUGCGAGGCUCUGGAUUCCGUCCGCUCGGAUCUGAACCCUUUCCCCGCUCCCAGCGACACGAGUCCUCGCUCGGGGCUGACGCCGGAGCAGAGCCGGGGGCCGAUCCCGGGGCCCGCCUCGUUUCACACGGAUCCCGGUUUGCCGGACCCAGAUCUGGGGCUCGCAGACGCGCAGUUCGGGCAGACGGGGCUCGGGGAGCACAUGCUGUGGGCCGAUAACAUGCCCUCCAUGAACCGCGUGACGCCAAAUACACAGGAAGAGAUCGACGACUUUCUGUGUCCUCCGACCACCGUGGAGGGACGCAACGACGAGAAGGCUCUGCUCGAGCAGCUCGUGUCCUUCCUCAGCGACAAAGACGAGACCGAGCUGGCCGAGCUGGACCGAGCCCUGGGGAUUGACAAGCUGGUGCAGGGUGGUGGUCUGGAUACGGUGAACGACCGGUUCCCACAGCAGUCUCCGGCGGCACCGAUGCUGAUGGAUCAGAAGCCUAGCCUGUAUCCCCAAGCUUAUGCCUCCGCCAACCCGGCUCUCGCCAACCCUUUCUCCCCCAUGGCCAGGCAGAAGACCGCCUAUGGGUCUGUUCCGGUCCAAGUUCCUCCGCCGAGGGGAGCGUACCCAAACGCCAUGAACAUGCAGCCUCGGCAGAUGCAAGUGCGGUCGGCUUCCGCCUCCAACCAGCUCCGUCUGCAGCUGCAGCAAAGGCUACAGGGGCAGCAGAUGUUACACCAGAACCGGCAAGCCAUCCUCAGCCAGUUUGGCGUCGGCAACGGAGUGCAGAUGGGCAUGAGACCUGGCGUGCCGCAAGCCAUCACUCCUCAGCCGCCGCUCAACGCUCAGAUGUUGGCCCAGCGGCAGCGUGAGCUGUACAGCCAGCACCACCGGCAGAGGCAGCUCAUGCAGCAAAGAGCCCUCCUGAUGAGGCAGCAGGGUUUCGGGAACCUCCAACCCUCGGCUGGCCUGCCUGUCACGAUGGGGAGCUCCCGGAUACCCCAGGCCCCCCCGCAGCAAUUCCCCUAUCCCCACAGCUACGGUACGAACCCCGGCAACCCACCCCCGUCCACCAGCCCUUUCUCGCAGUUGGCGACGACCCCUGAAGCUACGUUGCCGAACCGCAGCAGCACGGGUGGCGUUGGCGGCAUGGUGAACAGGGGCAUGAUGGGAAAUGUCGGAGGACAGUUUGGCUCUGGAAUGAAUCCUCAGAUGCAGCAAAACAUUUUCCAGUAUUCAACGACAGGUAUCGGCCAGCAGGGGGAUCCUACGUUUGCACCUUCUUUGAGCCCAACCAGCCCCCUGAUGUCCCCUCGCAUCACCCCAUCUCAGAGUCCCAUGCUCCAGCAGGCACCGUCUACCCCCGGGUACCAGUCUCCGGACCUCAAGACCUGGCAGGGAAACACCAUGGGCAGCUCGAGUGUGUUCGGGCCGGGGGCUCAGACGCAGCCCGCUCCCGGCCAGCAGGGAAUGUACAACAACAUGAGCAUCACGGUGUCCAUGGGAGGCGGAAACGCCGGGGUCCAGAACGUCAACCAAAUGGGCGGACAAAUGCAGAUGGGCUCCCUGCCCAUGCAAACCAUGAAUUCUCUGUGCACAGACCAGCAGAUCAAUGACCCGGCCCUGAGACCCUCCGCGCUGUACUGCAACCAGCUCUCCUCCGCAGACCUGCUGAAAACGGAGGCAGAGACGGGCCAGCAGGUGCAGCAGGUCCAGGUGUUUGCGGAUGUCCAGUGCACCGUGAAUCUGGUGGGAGGAGACCCUUACAUGAACCCGACGGGGUCCAUCUCGUCACAGAAGACCACCGGUCCUCAGACGCCGCAGUCUCAGCAGAAGAGCCUCUUGCAGCAGCUGCUCACCGAAUGACCUCUCGUGAUCAGCCGUCUGAUGAUGGCGCGAUGGAAAACGGAACCGAGCUAUAGAAUUAUAUAUACUCGCCUAUAUAUAUAUAUAUUCUAUAUCAACUUUGCUGAGAUCUUCGACAUCUCAAACUGCAGCCAUCCUUUUCGGGUCGAAAUACCGCGGGGCAAAAAAAAACAAAAAUAAUAAGGUUU
Molecule: messenger RNA, 4921 nt
Organism: Spea bombifrons (plains spadefoot toad)
Lineage: Eukaryota; Metazoa; Chordata; Amphibia; Anura; Pelobatidae
Gene: NCOA1
Product: nuclear receptor coactivator 1
Exons: 21
Coding region: 240-4733 (1497 amino acids)
Biological process (GO): positive regulation of transcription by RNA polymerase II; cellular response to hormone stimulus
Cellular component (GO): nucleus
Molecular function (GO): protein dimerization activity; nuclear receptor binding
Source: RefSeq, a predicted model, not a curated record